AUGUUCCACAGUCUAGAAUACGAUAGUCUACCCAAGGGUAGGGCCCAAAUGAGCAUUCGAAACUUCGUAGAAGCGCUACGCGAUACGAGAGUCGUCUCUCGCUCUGCCGCAGUACGUGUCAUCGGACGCUGGGAGCGUUCCCACGGCACGUCCUCCAAGCACAGCUGCCCGAAGCGAACUGAGCGGCCGAUACCUGCAGCGGCACGCACACUAGCGCGCCGCACGCACACGAACGCGCUCUCCGAAGCUCUGUCUCUACGUCCUUCCGAG
This is a messenger RNA of Iphiclides podalirius (scarce swallowtail), 270 nucleotides long. Lineage: Eukaryota; Metazoa; Arthropoda; Insecta; Lepidoptera; Papilionidae. The record is from the annotation of a GenBank genome assembly.